AUGAUAAGUUAUUUUAAGAAUUCUACGAAAUUUGUUCUUGCGACCGGGUCCGAAAUCAGCUUAUUCCAACUCCAAGAUAAGGAAAAUGUCGAGGAAUUCAUUUAUGAAGACAUAAAGCCACAAUGUUUAAAUCAAGUGAAAUUCAUCAGUCAACAUAAUAAGACAUUAAGCUAUUUAAACUCUGAAAAGAGAUACCAAUACAUAAAAUGUAUAGCAACAUCACAUCAAGAAGAUGAGCUACUUGUCGCAGCCGGUCAAAUAUCGGGAAAAGUUUCAAUUGUCAACUUCAUGCCAGUUGCUGAAAGCAAUUUAGAAUUUACACCACGACAAAAUCGACCAUCAUUGUCAUUAGCAUGGAAUGAACAAGAGUUAAAUUUACUUGCCAUGGGCUUUGAUAAGAACAAAUUUGAUCAUUCUAUAUCUGUUUGGGACGUUUCAAGGGGUGCUGCAUCAGAUACUUCUAUAGUAAAUCUCAUUGGCUUAUCGGAAAGUGCACAUUCAAUAUGUUGGGAUAAAAAAAACUUGAUAGCUGGAAUGAGUUCCAAGUAUAUAAAAAUGAUGGAUUUAAGAGGAUCACCAACAGCACUAACAGUUAACACAAGAGCUGUAAAUGGGCUCACAAUGUCAUCUAAUAAUAUGCUAUUAAGCAGUUACUAUGAAAAUGUUGUAAACAUUUUUGAUCUAAGGAAGUUCACCGAGCCAAUUAAUCAGUUUCAACUUGCUAAUCAUCUCGCUCAGAUUUCUUGGUGCCCAACAACUGAAAACUGCCUGUUGUGUCUACAAAAAGAUUCCUCUUUAGCUAUUAAUAUUAUUGACAUCCACUGGAAUGGAAUUGAAGACGAUAAUGAUGCACACUUUAUAAAGCGGAUAAUAGCACCAUUUGAGAUUGUAGAUAGAAAGAAUAAAUUUCAGCUUCUAUCCAAAGCAACAGCACUAGAAAAUAUAUGUUGGGAUCCAAAAUAUUCAAAUCAAAUGCUCGUGGCUGCGUCUAAUCCUUCAAACACUGCAUCUUCUAUUUUGUUGAUGGAUCUAGAAGUGCCUGAAAGAAGAAUAGCUGUAUUUGAUAAAUGGAACAAGCUUUACACUCCAUUGUCGCCAGAAAUAAGAGAAAUUCCAAUGGUUUCACCUCCAUCGUCUCCGACUAAUUCUACAAAUUCUUGGUACCCAAAUGCAGGUAUUAUGGAAGGUGAUAUUUCAGAGUUAUUUCAACAACGGAUUCUUCAGGAUUAUGGUCAGAUGGAUUUUGAGAGAAAUGCCAAAGUAUGCAUGGACUCAUCUCUAUCGAGUGUUUGGAAAAUGUUAGUACAAAUGAAAAAUGCUGACUGUUUUAUUGGUCUUAGAACUAUUCUUGGAAUUGAUUCGAAAAGCGAAGAACUGACUAUUGCUCAAUCUGUAACUGAGACUCGAGCAUUCUUUGAUUUUCCAAACGGAGGUGCUAUUAAAGUGUACAAAAGUGAGGAACGGGAAUUCGCUAUGGAACUGUGCGAUUGGAAAUUUCAGAAAAACGAUUCAAAUGGAAGUCUCCAAAUUUAUAUUGAGGAAUUGUGCAAGAAAAAGAGAUACACUCGAGCUGCUAUGCUUGCUGUAUUUCAUUUAAGGAUACGACUUGCUUGUGAUAUUUUAGCACGUGGUGCAAAUGAAAUGGACGACGAGAAAAGUUCUUUGCGGAUAUCAGCAAUAGCAUUGGCUGGAUAUAGUAGUGGAAAUAUGUGGAAGAUGCAGUGUGGUUCAGCACAAAAGCAAAUUGAUGAUCCUCAUUUGCGAGCCAUUUUCAGCUUUCUAUCUGACGAAACUUUUAACGGUGUCUUAUAUGAGGAAGGCAUAUCGAUAAGUGACAGGAUGGCAUUUGCAUGCACAUACAUGAAUGAUCGACAGCUUUCAGAAUAUAUAAAACAAAUGAUUCAACAAUCGAUUGAUCAAGGAGAUCUUCAAGGACUUUUAAUUACGGGUGCAACAAUUGAUGGAAUUCAAUUACUUCAAGCCUUUGUGGACAGAACUGAUGAUGUGCAAACGGCUGCCAUAAUUGGUCAAAAAAUAUUGCCAGCAGAUUUACAAACUGAUAAUCGUCUUCAGACGUGGAUUGCAAUCAUGAGAAAUAUGAUGAAUACAUGGGAAAUGUAUGAGAAACGUGCAGCCUUUGAUAUAUCCAUUGCGUCGACUAAAAACUCACAAAAAACUCCAAAGUCCAUUUUCUUAUUAUGCUCAUUUUGUGGAAAGUCAGUAUCAGCUUCUAUUUCCCAUCUUCAAGAAGAUGCUCGCCAAAGGAAUCAAAUACAAGGCAAUAAAUUAUCAUCAUGUCCAAAUUGUAAAAAGCCACUUCCAAGAUGUUCUUUAUGCUUACUACACAUGGGUACUUCUUUGCCUUCAAAUGUCUACAAUCAGUCAAAUAUAAAAUCGAGGAAUAUCAAAUCGUGGUUCACUUGGUGUCAAUCAUGUCGUCAUGGUGCACAUUUUGUACAUAUAAAUGAAUGGUUUAAAACUAAUACGGUAUGUCCUGUAACAAGCUGCAAUUGUAAUUGCUUUGCAAUUGAUUUACCACUUUUGAAAGAGAAAAAAGACGAAUCAAGCCUCAAUGCACAAUGA
This is a messenger RNA of Chironomus riparius, 2583 nucleotides long. NCBI's taxonomy places the organism in Eukaryota, Metazoa, Arthropoda, Insecta, Diptera, Chironomidae. The record is from the annotation of a GenBank genome assembly.